Molecule: messenger RNA, 948 nt
Organism: Suncus etruscus (white-toothed pygmy shrew)
Lineage: Eukaryota; Metazoa; Chordata; Mammalia; Eulipotyphla; Soricidae
Gene: NRBF2
Product: nuclear receptor binding factor 2
Exons: 4
Coding region: 122-940 (272 amino acids)
Biological process (GO): autophagy
Source: RefSeq, a predicted model, not a curated record
GCCGCUGGCGAAGGAGGGACGGACGGGUCGGGAGGGCGCCGCGCUGCGCUGCGCGGGCGACUCGGCGCUCCGGACGCCCCUCCGCCCGCCGCCGCCCCGCGCGCCUCCGUCCCCGGCGUCUAUGGAAGUGAUGGAAGGGCCCCUCAACCUGGCUCAUCAACAGAGCAGACAAGCGGAUCGCUUAUUAGCUGCAGGGAAAUACGAAGAGGCCAUUUCUUGUCACAAAAAGGCUGCAGCUUAUCUUUCUGAAGCCAUGACGCUGACAAAGUCUGAGCAGGCCCACCUGUCGCUGGAGCUGCAGCGGGACAGCCACCUGAAGCAGCUGCUGCUCAUCCAGGAGCGGUGGAAGCGGGCGAAGCGGGAGGAGCGGCUGAAGGCGCAGCAGCACCCCGACAAGGACGGCCUCAGGCCCGCCGCUGAGGAGGCCGAGCGCCAGAGCCCCCUCGUGUUGCACGGCGGCCCCGCGGCCGAGAGGCGCCUGCCCGAGGUGCAGGCCGUCUUCGAGCGGGACCCCGACACGCUGCUGUUCCUGCUGCAGCAGAAGAGCGAGCCGGCUGAGCCCCGCCUGGGCAGCAAGGCGCCCAAGGACGACAAGACGGUCAUCGAGGAGCAGGCCACCAAGAUCGCCGAGCUCAAGCGCCACGUGGAGUUCCUGGUGGCCGAGAACGAGAGGCUCCGCCAGGAGAACCAGCAGCUGCGGGCCGAGCGCGCCAGGCUGCUCCGGGGCCCCGCCGAGAAGGAGCUGGAGGUGGACGCGGACUUCGUGGAGAAGUCGGAGCUCUGGAGCCUGCCGCCGCCGCCGUCCUCGCAGUUUGCAGCCAGCACGGGCAAGGCCAAGGACAUCCCCAUCCCCAACCUGCCGCCCCUGGAUUUCCCGUCCCCGGAGCUCCCCAUCCUGGAGUUCUCGGAGGACCUUCUCAAGGGCCUCAUGAACAACUAGGACGCGGG